UUGGGAGAGUAAUAUAGCCAAUUGAAGGCCAAUGGAUUCUUGGCACUUCAUAUACCAGCACAGUGCUAUCCUAAAUACUGACAGGUAAAUAUAUUUUUAUGAAACCAAACAGACCCCAAAUUUUAUCUGCAACAUUUCCCUGAACGCCCUGCUAAAACCCCUGCAAAAUCUUAACCCUUCCCUUCGCUCCAAAUGGCUCUCCUCCAUUUUCACACAAUUCCCACUUUUUCUUCAAUUUCUUCAUUUUACUCAUCAUCACCGUCAACCUCACCUCAAUUUUCACCCUCCCACUCUUCUUCCGUUAAAACCCUUCAACAAAACCUCUCACUCUCUCCAUUUUCCUUCCCGAUUACAAAAGAUCCACACUUUUCUUUCUCAACACACCCCAGAAGGUUGCUUUGCAAACCCCCUCUUGGAAAAUACGUCAGAGAAGACUACCUUGUGAAGAAGAAGACAGCUCAAGAGAUUCAGGAGCUGGUAAAGGGGGAGAGAAAUGUACCACUUGUUAUUGAUUUCUAUGCGACAUGGUGUGGACCCUGUAUUCUAAUGGCUCAGGAGCUUGAAAUGCUAGCAGUGGAGUACGAGAGCAAUGUACUGAUUGUCAAGGUUGAUACAGAUGAUGAAUAUGAAUUCGCACGUGACAUGCAGGUUCGAGGUCUUCCAACUCUAUUUUUCAUUAGUCCAGAUCCAAACAAAGAUGCAAUCCGGACUGAAGGGCUUAUACCGAUACAGAUGAUGAGGGACAUAAUUGACAAAGACAUGUGAAGACAUUGCAGGAAGAAUUCUUUGCUUCCUAGUUUUGUUUUUGAAUUUUGUUGUAACAUUUUGUAGUAGUAGUGUAGACUCAUCAGUUCUAUAGCUCAAAUGUGAUUGAGCAAUUUUUCUUUUUUGUUUUCCUCAUUCUUUGCUCAAUUGAGAUGCAUUUGGAAACAACCUCAAAUUAAAUAUGGAUUUCUAAUUUCAAAAAAAUUCCAUGAA
Molecule: messenger RNA, 978 nt
Organism: Mangifera indica (mango)
Lineage: Eukaryota; Viridiplantae; Streptophyta; Magnoliopsida; Sapindales; Anacardiaceae
Product: thioredoxin-like protein CITRX1, chloroplastic
Exons: 4
Coding region: 193-765 (190 amino acids)
Biological process (GO): plastid organization; cell redox homeostasis
Cellular component (GO): thylakoid
Molecular function (GO): protein-disulfide reductase activity
Source: RefSeq, a predicted model, not a curated record